This is a messenger RNA of Lepisosteus oculatus (spotted gar), 1873 nucleotides long. RefSeq names its product butyrophilin subfamily 1 member A1-like. Lineage: Eukaryota; Metazoa; Chordata; Actinopteri; Semionotiformes; Lepisosteidae. Gene Ontology annotation, biological process: T cell receptor signaling pathway; regulation of cytokine production. Gene Ontology annotation, molecular function: signaling receptor binding. Gene Ontology annotation, cellular component: external side of plasma membrane. The record is from RefSeq and is a predicted model, not a curated record.
UGAUCUUUAAAAAUAGCCUUAGCAAGGACGCAAAAGCGAACAAAGAACGGUAAUUUUCUAUUAGCCGUGGGUCUCUAUAUCACAAUCCACCCAGUUUAAAGGAUGCACAACUUUUUUGUCAUUCAUGUAACUUAACCCUGUCUAGUUUUUUUUUUCCUUGAGGCAUAGGUUAGGAAGACUUUUAUUUUGAAAGGUAAUGCGAAUAGGAAGUCAGUUCUUGUUGCAAACGUUCAACGCUAUUCACAGGCUGCAGAUUCAUAACUGGGUAUCGUCAUUCUGGUGCCACCGGAAAGGGCUUUACAGUUUUCUUUCUGAGAAAACGAAAUGAAGUCUGACCAAUUGAAGUGGCUUCAUGUGACUUUUCUGCUUGUCCACCAGUGUUCUGUGUCACAAUCAGAUACGUUUCGGGUGUUUGGACCAUCUGCUCCUGUUGUUGUUUUCCGUGGUGAAGACACUGUUCUACCAUGUUACCUCUCACCCAACAUCAGUGCUGUGAACCUAGAGAUCAGGUGGUUUAGAGAGGAUUACACAGCCCCUGUUUGUUUAUACCGAUAUGGCAGGUAUAAUUUUAACAACCAGAUCACAUCCUACAGGGGGAGGGCAGAGCUUUUCCCAGAGGAAUUUAAGAAAUCUAAUGUGUCAUUAAAACUGAAAAGUGUGAGACAUUCCGAUCAUGGACUGUAUAAAUGCAUGGUUAAAUCUCAGCAGUGGUAUGAAGAAGCUAAUAUUUACCUGGCUGUUAGAGCCCUGGGGACACAUCCCUCAGUUUCUCUCCUUCCACCUGGAAGGGAGCAGUCACAGCUGCUGUGCCGAACAGAAGGGUGGUACCCUGAACCUGUAGUGAUCUGGACAGACAGGGAUGGAAACAACGUUACUUCACUCUCCACCACUACUGCUAAGCAGGACAGUCAAGGCCUCUUCAGUGUCAGCAGCUACAUCCCAGUCAAUCAGGAGUCUACUGUCUUCUCCUGCAUGGUUAGAAGUCCGCUACCUGAACCAGACUGGGAAUCUCAGCUUUAUAUAUUUGGUGAAAGUUUCUCAGCACACAGUGGAUUCAUGGUGGCUUUCUUUUUGAUACCAGUUGCCUCUGUUGUAGCAGUGGUACUUCUGGUAAUCCAGUGGAAGAAAAUGAAUGAAAAUGAGAGAAAUGUGGAAUAUAAAGCUAUUCCUUUACUGCGUAGAGAACUUGGUGCAGAGAGACCUAUCCCUAAAUCAGAACGACAGUGGGUGCGCAGUGCAGCAGGUUCCUGUCACCUCACACUGGACCCUAACACAGUACAUUGCCUGCUGUCUCUGUCUGAAAAGAACAGAAAGGUGACAAGGGGAGAGAAGCAGCCAUAUCCUGAUCACCCCGAGAGAUUUGACUUCUGGCAACAAGUGCUGUGCGGCGAGGGACUGACUGGGCGCUGUUACUGGGAGGCUGAGUGGAGUGGAGACUGGGCUUAUAUUGGAGUGACAUAUAAAGGAAUAAAGAGGAAAGGAGAGGGUGACGACACUCACCUUGGGCACAAUGACAAGUCUUGGUGUUUGCAGCGCUGGGGUUCGAAUAGUUCAGCUUGGCACAAUAACAGUAAGACUGACAUAACUGUGCCACUCACCAAAAAAACAGGAGUUUAUCUGGACUGGCCAGUCGGCACACUGUCAUUUUACAGUGUCUCUCCUGAAAUAAUGAUCCACCUGCACACUUUCCACACUGUUUUCACGGAGCCCCUCUACCCAGGGUUUAGAGUUGUUGGUCUUGGCUCCAAUAUGUCUUUGUGUCAGCUGGAAUAGCCGUCUGUGCCCUUCAGGAAUUCUUCUGUCCUCUGCCUGUUAUUAUGGAGAGGUGAGGGACUUCAUUGAGCUCUGUGGAACUAGUGAUGUUAUUGAUUAU